Messenger RNA from Phytophthora nicotianae INRA-310, 198 nucleotides. RefSeq lists its product as hypothetical. NCBI's taxonomy places the organism in Eukaryota, Oomycota, Peronosporomycetes, Peronosporales, Peronosporaceae. The transcript has a single exon. The coding region runs from base 1 to 198 and encodes 65 amino acids. The record is from RefSeq and is a predicted model, not a curated record.
AUGAGCAGUGUCGAGGCCGAAGCACGACGUAUCGGUAUGUGGCCAGCUCGGCAGAAUGUAGAAGAAGCUGUGAAGACGUUCUCCGCGUGUGUAAGCGUCCGUGCUGUACCUCAUCUUACAGCGAAGAACCGCAAACGACGUCAAGGUCAGCUCAGCUGGAAAACGGUGGUGGCCUUGAUGCGCAGACACCAGAAGUAG